UGUACGUAAAAAACAAAAAGCUAUGUAGCCGCUAUACCACUGUAUUUGACAGGUGUAGAGAAACUUCAAUGCAUGUUUUCUUGUACAUAAUCGCAGAAGAUGUGUUCGGCGAAUGAUUUUGUUAUUUCUCCUGGAUACGUGAUUAAUAAGAAUAAUCCUUGCUUUGUAAUAGCAGAAAUUGGGCAAAAUCACCAAGGUGAUAUACAAAUUGCAAAGCAGUUGAUAGAUGCUUCGAAGGCUGCUGGUGCAAAUUGUGUUAAGUUUCAAAAAUCAUGUUUGACAGAGAAAUUCAAUGUUGCUGCAUUGAAUCGCCCGUACACUGGACAACAUUCUUGGGGUAAAACAUACGGAGAGCAUAAGAAAUAUUUAGAAUUUUCGAUUGAGGACUUUAAGGAAUUGCAAAGUUAUGCAAGGAAUAUUGGUAUAAUUUUUUCAGCUUCAGCAAUGGAUUGUGUUUCUGUGGAUGUAUUACAUGACAUGGAUGUUCCAUUCUUAAAAAUUGGUUCUGGUGAUACAAAUAAUUUUCCCUUGUUGGAAUAUGCUGCUACUAAAAACCGCCCAAUGGUUAUAUCUACAGGUAUGCAAGACUUAGAGACAGUCCGUGCUGUUUACACCUUGAUGAAGCAAAUGAAUGCAAAGUUCUCUUUGCUUCACUGCGUUUCGUCAUACCCUGUUCCUGUGGAACAAAUAAAUCUGGAAGUUAUAAAUCUUUACAAGUCAGAAUUUCCUGAUAUUCAAAUAGGUUAUUCUGGUCAUGAACUUGGAACAAUGGUAUCUGUAGCUGCUGUGGCAAUGGGAGCACGGGUAAUUUUUAAUUAUUCAUUCACAUCCUCUUCACAAAUCAAGGACAACGUAGUUCGAAGAGAAUCAGAUGGAUUUGCUGGACCGGUUUCCUCAGAGCCUAUUGAGCAUAUGGGGGAUGAACUGCAGUGUCUCUUUCAUGUUAAGCAAGUUGCACAACAAUUCUACACCAGAGAAUGUAAACGUAGCACAGAGAAAUCCAACACUAAUAGCUACGUGGCCAGUAUCUUCAGAACCAACAGCAGUGGGUAUCCGGUGAAUUUUGACCGCAUUUUAGUAAAUGGUGGAAUUGAUUGCCCACUGUUACUCGAAGAAUUGAAUUUUAGAGUCUCUGCAAUUCGCUCUAGAAAUAACGAUGCGUUUUCUAUGGUGACUUCUACAAACAACUACACUGCAAAUAACCCUAUCUCUGGAAUGACUAGGAUGAUUGUGGAACGACACAUUACUCUUGACCCCAGUUGGAAAGGAACAGAUCAUAAGAGUUCCUUAACACCUGUUGAAUUUUCAAAAAUGGUACAAGAGAUACGAGAGCUAGAAAAAGCCUUAGGCAAACCUGAGAAGAAACGUCAACCAUCUGAACUUGAUUGUUUCAUGAAAUUGGGCAAAACACUUGUUGCUGGAAAAUAUUUAAAGCGAGGCGUACCACUUCAAAAGGAAGAUAUAAAAAUCAAAGUGGCCGAUCCAAAAGGCUGUCCAGCUGAGUCUUUGAAUUCUAUUCUUGGGAAAGUUUUGAUUCGAGACGUAGAAGAAGAUGAAAGUAUUAUGGAAGAUAAUGUUGUUUAGAAGAAAAUUUUUUGCUCAGAAGGCUGUGGUUAACUCAGUAUUAAAUAAUUGCAAGAAACUUUUCUUGCUCUUAAUAUUAUUAUUUAAACCAUUGAAAAAUAAUUUUUGUUAAAAAAUUUUAAGUUUAUAUUCAGGUAAAUGGAUUGUAAAGAUUUCAAUGAAAAUAAGAAACCCGGGCUUUUAAUAAAACAUCAGAUUGUCAUUGAUUUGAAAAAGAUAAGUAGGAGAAGAAAUGAGAAUAUGAAGAGACAAGACAAUUUGUAAUGUACAAUAAUUGUGGUCAUAGAGACACUUUUGCACUCGCAUAGAAGUGUGGAAUGUAUUGGCAGAAUUUUGAUAAUUAGAGAUCUGUAUUAAGUUAUUUUAGAUUCAAAAUUGGAAAAGUAUAAUGUUUGUUCUGAAAUUUGGAAGAUAAGGGUUCUUUAUGAGUUUUUCUCACAAUCUUUUUAAUACUUAUUAUUAUACAAUAGUUAUUCUCAAAAAUACAAUGUGGACAGCUUUUCCCCCCAUCAGGUGUCGUUGUAAUUUGGCGGUUCACUAGCUGUCCAAAUAAUGUAGGCUACAAAUACAAAGCUUCUCAUGAGUGCAACAUCUUUUUUAAUUUAUUAUGAUUAUAAAACAGAUUUGAUUUAUAAAUUUAUUUAUUUAUAUAUUUAUUAUUUAUUUUUAUAUAAUGUCAGAAAAAUUAAAAAAAAAAGUUUAUGACGUAUGGGCAGAAGCACAAAGUGUAUACAUUUUCUUGUGCUUCAGGCUCCCAAACUCAUUUUACUGUACAUUGGCAUUGCAAAUAACAAAGGUUUUUGUAACUAACCUUUUAUAAAAAGUCUGAUGAAAGCCAAAUAUACAAAAACUGUAGCAGUAUUAAUUGAAUUGACUCAUUUCAAGGAAAUAAAGGUUCCCAUAAACACAAAAGAAAGAUACAAAAAAUGUUCCCUAAAAAAGAAUACUAAUAUGCUGAAAAUUUGGUGCAUCAAGUAAGUGAUUAUUGAAUGCAAAAUAAUAGUCAUUUCCCACUUAUUUUGAGAUUAGGUUUGAAAAAGUGAUUUUAUAAUUUUGCAAAGCAUUGUCUGAUCAAAAAGUAAUGUGCAUAAUAUUUGGUAGAAAAAUAUGCAGAGAAUAAUAAAGGAAUGUCUAUUGUGAUCACUAAUGAUGCCAAGGAAGAAGUCGAAAAAUGUCAUUGUGAUACAGUGAAGUUCCAAUGCAUAUCUGCAAAUUUUUUGGCUGUUUUUACAAUUUAGGUGUGGGUGUUAUAGGCAAAAAAUGUAAGAAAUUUAAUUUUUUGCUCCACUGAAGAAAAAUUGUUUUAAUUAAUAUAAAACAAAUUUGUUUAAUUCACACUUAUGGAAAAUACUUGGUGCAGAAAUAAAUAUUUUAAUUAUACAAUUACUAACAAGAUAUCGGUUUCCUUAACAAAUGCGUGUUUUGUGUAUCACCCUAAAUUUUUGUGUUAUUUAUUAUGACAAUGAAGAAGGUAAUGAUUUUAGAAAUCACUCAAUUUCAAAUGAUUAAAUAUUUAAAUUUUUUAAAAUGCAUUUCUUAUUCUUAAUUAUCUAGCAUCAGUGUUUUAAAAAAGCCUGCAUGCAAAUUGUUUUGAAAUUUCGUUUAAAAAUUUUCAUGAGGAUGUUGUAUGAAUAUAACUACAUACAAACUUAGUAACAAAGAUACAAAAUUGAAGGGAAUUCAGUUAACAGUAGAUUAAUUUAGGAAAUGUUUGGAUUAUUGUAGAAUCACAAAAUGAUGAAAUUGAAGCCAUACUGAAAGAACUAAAGAACGAGAAUCUCUAGCUAUAGAUAAGACCAGUACAUUAAUGUAAUGAGAAUUCAAGGAAAUAGAAAACCGUGAGAAGCAAUCCCUGUGGCAAAAGGAAUGUCUAGGAGAUUCUCUAAGCCUGUGUCAUUUCAAUGCAGUAAUUAAUGAUGUGUAAAAACUAUUCCUGAAUAUAAGAAGAAAGAUAAUGUUAUACUGUCUCAUCAUUCUUAUCAUUCUACUACAAUCAAUCAUUAGAUAAUGAGGAUAAUUUUCAAAUGCUACUCUACCAAUUUUUGCUUAAAAUAUAAUAAUUUUAAGUUUGCACUUUCCCGCUUCAAAACAAAAUGUUAAACCGUCAGCUAGGAACCAAAGCAUUGUAAGUUGGUAUUACAAAGAAGAAUGGUCAAACAAAAAUAAGGGAACUCGUAGGAAUAACAUUUGUCAGUAGUGUCAAUUUGUACUCUUGAAGUAAAACAUUGGGACAAUAAAGCUAUAAGAAUAUGAGGAUAAUUAAAUGAUCUUAAACAGUCAAAUUUAUAAGAAAAGUAUGAUUGUUACUAAUAAUGUUAAUCAUUUAACACAUUAAAUUUAACACCUUUCUUCUUGUUCAUAUAUACUGCAACGCAAUGUUUUGUGUAAUAUACGCAUCAUCAGGUGUGAACAAAAAAUUAUUAUAUUUAUAAGAUUCAUCAUUCUGUAAAUGUAACGCAUCAUUCAAUUGGCUCUAGCAUAUUACUAAUUCCUUUUACUAUUGGAGGAGCACUAUAGAAUAAGUUGAAUUUCUUGGCUAAAUUUACAAGAUUGUGGUAUUCUUAUCCCAAAACUGCAAACUGUGUUCAAGAGUUUGAAAUCUUAGAAUGUAUUCAAGAAUUUGAAAGUAAUUGUAAAUUAAGUUACUAAAAUUAUCUGUGUUCUCAGAGUUUAAUUUUCAUGGAUUUUUUUCUCUAAAUUCUUCACUGUUGGUGAAAUCUCGGAGAGACACAAAGUGUGCUCAAGUAUUAUGAUAGUGGACGCUAUCAGAAUAAUAUUGUUUUGUGUAUUUCUUUAUUGUAUUAUUAUUAAUCUCAAAAUCAAUUUAAAAAAAAUUAGGUUCAAAAAUUUGACCUAUGUGUACCUUUCAAUUGCCAAAUCAAUGGACCAUUUAAGAAUAUAUUUCAUGGAUUGACGGAAAAUUUCAGAUUUGUUUGCUUUAAUAAGUACAUUAAUACAAUAUUUAAACAUGAACAAACCUGUGUAAAACUCGCUUUUAUAAAAUAGCAAUGAAAGUAUUGCAUAUUGAUAUAGUUAAGAGUGAUUAUUUGUGAGUAAAUAGUCUUUAAUUGUUAUAAUUAUAUUAAUAUGACUAGAUUUAAUUGUCGAUUAUAUACAAUGGUUUCAAUUCUUGCUAUAAUCUGCUACAGAAUUGCAUUCUCGUAGUAGUUUUCUAUUUCCUUUGGCCUCGGUCUUAGUCACAUACCAGCUGCCAUUAUCGCCAAAC
Gryllus bimaculatus (two-spotted cricket) is the source of this 4810-nucleotide messenger RNA. NCBI's taxonomy places the organism in Eukaryota, Metazoa, Arthropoda, Insecta, Orthoptera, Gryllidae. The record is from the annotation of a GenBank genome assembly.